GCAAGCUGAUAGUCAUGGAGAAUCCGCCGGUGAAUCAAGAUGAGCUUGCUCUGGUGGAGCGGGUGUUUCUGCGCAUUGGGUCAGCAGAAACUGAUGAACAAUUGCAAAAUGCCCUUACCAAAUUUUUGCCACCAGUUCUGCUCAAGUUAUCCAGCACACAGGAAGGAGUUAGGAAAAAGGUGAUGGAGCUGCUGGUUCAUGUCAACAAGCGCCUCAAGAGCCGUCCAGUCGUCCAGCUUCCAGUGGAAACUCUGCUGCUGCAGUAUCAGGAUCCAGCUGCCUCUAGCUUCCUAAAGAACUUUACUGUGAUUUAUGUGAAAAUGGGUUUCCCAAGACUGGAGCCAGCCAAGCAGGCUGAACUGGCAAUACCUCUACUGCUGAGCAUAGAGGACAGUCCUACUUCACAUCAGGACUCGUUGCUGUCGCUGGUGACCAGCGUGCUGGCCACCGCCGAUCUGAGCAACGAGCGGGGCCGCGCCGACAUCGACAAGCUGAAGGAGAAGCCAGCCGUGCUCACCCUCCUGCUGGACUUUAUCCUGGACCUGCUGCUGCUGCCUUACGGCGUGACGUGGCCGCCGCCGGCCGCUCAGGGCGGGGAGGCGGCGCCGCCGGUGCCGCCGCCCGGUCUGUCGGAGAAGGCGGUGCGCCGCGCGCUGGGCGACCAGCCGCCGCCGCCCGAGCGGCUGGAGCGGCUCAAGGCGGGCCUGGUGCGCUUCCUGUCGCUGGGCCAGCUGCCGGCCGGCCGGGUGGCGCCCCAUCUGCUGGUGGCCAUGGCCGACACGCGGUUCACAGUGGCCAAUCUGGCCGACAUGGAGCUCAGGCGGCUCUGUAACCUGGACUGGGAGGAUCCGGCGCUUAUCAGUCAGCUCUGCUCCCUCUAUCUGGGCACGCUGGUCAACAAGAACACACCGCCGUCGGGCCCCGCGGCGCCGCCUCAGGAGCAGCGCCGCCAGCCGGUCGGCACGCGCAUCCGACUGAAGCUGCUGCCCUACCUGUGCCGCUCAAAGACGGCGGCCACCAUGUUCCCGCAGUCGGUCCAGGUGAUGUUUGACAGUUUCUACGGCACAAAUACAAAUCCCAAACUGAAGCUGCAGGCCCUUCAGUUCAUAAUACAGAUAAUCCAACACUCGACGGAGUCCCGUCUGGCGCCGCUGGGCCCCAUGGUGCUGGGCGUGCUCCACAGUGUGCUGGCAGAGGAGAAGACGGACCAGCGGCUGCGCUCCACGGCCUACACGGCCAUCGGGCGGCUCGGACAGAAGCUGCCGGCCGUCAUCUCGCGCGACCUGAAUGUGGUCCGGGUGCUGUUCGACGCGCUGGAGCAGGAGGAGUCGGAGACGGGUCAGUUUGUGCAGGACACGCUGCAGCUGCUGGGGCCGUCGCUGCGCCGGCUGGACGACGCCCAGCAGACGGUCAUGGAGGCGCUGCUGGGCAGCUGCCUGGAGCGGCCCAGCGCGCGCGCCCGCCAGGUGGCCGUCCAGUACGCGGCCGUCGUGUUCCCAGAGAGCCACGCCGUGUCCCGGCUGCAGCUGCUGCUGGCCACCGCCGACAGCCAGGAGGAAGUUGCUGCCGAGGCCCUAAAACAUCUCAAAUUGGACGGGAAGGAUGUCCAGGACAGCUCGAAAGCUCGCGAAUUCCCGGACUUUGCGCAGAUGAUCACCUGCAUUACUAGGAAGAUCAGCGAACGCGAGUCCAAGAAGCAGACCACUACGGUGGGAAACAACGUGCUGCCGUUCCCGCCCACUGCCUUUGCCAUGAUGAUCCGGUACCUGAGCCUGUGCCUGCAGCACCAGGCGGCUCCUGACCGACCCGUCAGCACGGAGCUGGUCCGCGGCCGCGCCGCCGGUCUGGGCGCGGCGCUCCAGUCGCCGGCGCUCGCCGCGCCAGUCGAGACGUUCCUGACGCUGACGAUACGUCUGCUGCGCGCCAGUGUGGCAGACGCGCCGCUGUUCUGUCUGCUGGAGACGGUGGCGGCGGCGCCCGGCCGGCUGGCGCCGCUGCUAGCCGACCAGCUCGACUGGCUCAAGACGCUGGUGUCGUACCCGCGGGAGACGGUGCGCGGCCACGCGGCGGAGCUGUACGGCGUGGUAGCUGCCGCCAUCCAGGACGACAAGCAGUUCGGGGAGAGCCUUCGGCUAAUGCACCAGCUGGCCACCAGCAAGGUGCUGGAAGAACAGCACGGUGGUAUGCUCGGCCUGGCGCAGUGUCUGGCCCGCCGCGCCAGGGAGAAUCGCCCGCCCCAGCGGACUGACGAGGUCGUCAUCCAGCUGACCGCCGACCUGUUGUCUCACCUGGAGUCGAGCCAGCUGGCGCUGCAGGCCGCCUGUCUGAGCUCUGUCUCCGAGCUGGGCAGGACCGGGCCGCUGCCGGUGGCCGCCGGGCCGGCCGACCAGCGCAGCCCGCCGUCACUGCACUACGUGGUCACCACGCUGCUGAACACGGCCACCAGCAAAAAGCUGCCCUCCAAGAUGCGUGAGCGUGCCAUAGUCGCCUGCGGCCUGGUCUGUGUGGGCGACCCCGGCCUGGCCUUCCGCCGGGAAAUAGUGGAACACUUUCUGUCGGUCUCCAGCGAGCUGGACGAGCUGGAGCUGCAGAUGGCCGUCGGCGAGGCGCUGGUGGGCGCCGUGCUGGGGCCCCAGUCGCCGGAGGCGGCCGACCCGUGGUGGCCCGCCGAGCCCGGCCAGACGCCGCCGGAGCAGCCGGCCGGCGCCGAGCCGCACCGGCCCGAGCAGCUGCUCACCUGGCUGCUGCGCCAGCUGCUCGAGAACCAGCUGACACAGACACACCCGAAGGUGCGUCAGUCGGCCGCCGUCUGGCUACUAGCCCUGGUGAAGCACUGCCAGCAUCUGCAGCGGCUCAAGGACAAGCUGGCCGACAUCCAGGCGGCAUUCAUGGAGCUGCUCGCAUCGGGAAAUGACCUGGUGCAGGAGGCGGCCUCCAAGGGCCUGGCGCUGGUGUACGACUCUGGGGACGAGCAGCAGCGGGCGACUCUGGUGGACGGCCUGGUGGGCGCGCUGACCGGCUCCGCCGCACGGCCCGCCACCCAGAAGGUCACCGCAGACACCAAGCUGUUCGCUCAGGGAGAGCUCGGCAAGGACCCCUCAGGGGGCCAACUGUCCACCUACAAGGAGCUGUGCUCGCUGGCCUCCGACCUGAACCAGCCCGACCUCAUCUACAAGUUUAUGACGCUGGUCAACCACAACGCGGCGUGGAACUCGCGGCGCGGCGCGGCGUUCGGCUUCUCCUCUAUCGCCUCCAAGGCGGGCGAGGCGCUGACGCCGCACCUAGCCAACAUCGUGCCAAAACUGUAUCGGUACCAGUUCGACCCGAAGCCGCAGGUGCAGCAGACGAUGCGCUCAAUCUGGUCCUCGAUCGUUCCCGAGUCGACCAAGACGGUUCAGCUGUAUCUGCCCCAGAUUAUGGACGAGGUGCUGGCCCGCCUGACGGACGGCCUGUGGCGGGUGCGCGAGUCGUGCUGCGCCGCGCUGGCCGAGCUGCUCUGCGGCGCUGGUCUGGACCCCGUGCUGCCGCGGCUGCCGGAGAUGUGGAGCACACUGUUCAGGGUGCGAGACGACAUCAAGGAGUCGGUCCGGCUGGCCGCCAACAAGACGCUGGAGGUCCUCAGCAGGGUGUGUGUGCGCCUCUGCGAGCAGCAGGAGUCGGUGAAGACUAGCGAGCAGACACUGACGCUUGUCCUACCGGUGCUCCUGGAGACGGGGCUGGCCUCCACCGUCAGAGAAGUGCGGGCCAUCAGCCUGUCGACGGUGGUGCGCCUGUCGCGGUCGGCCGGCGCGCGGCUGCGGCCCCACCUGCGCCUGCUGGUGCCGGCGCUGCUGGAGGCGCUCUCGACGCUCGAGUCGGCCACGGUGCGGCACAUCAGCGUGGCCGUGGGCCACCAGGCCGACACGCAGGAGGCGGUCGACCGCGCCCGGCUCGCCGCCACCAAGGACUCGCUCAUGUUCAAGACGCUGUGCCAGUGCAUCCAGUACGUGGACGCCGCGGAGGCCGCCGAGAUCGUGCCGCGUCUCUCUGAGCUGAUGAAGCGCAACACCGGCCUGGGAACUAAGUGCGGCGUGGCGCUGUUCGCCACCCGGCUGGCCGCCGAGAGGCCGCUGGCGCUCCAGAACACGGCAGGGAAGGUGCUCUCGGUGCUGGUGACCGGCAUGCAGGACAGGAACGUAACGGUGCGCCGCUGCUCGGCGGCCGCCUGCGGUAACGUCUGCCGCGCCGCCAAAGCCUCCUCGGUGGAGAAGCUCAUCGCCAAACUGCGCACCUGGUACAUGGAGGGCGAAGAUGAGAGUCUGCGCCCGGUCUGCGCCGAGGCGCUACAGUCGCUCAGUCAGCACGGCUCGGCCCAGCUCAAAGAGCACGCCGCAGACGCCGCCAGUCUCGCCUUCUUCGCCAUGCACCGACAAAAGACGACGGAGACGGAGGCCGAGAUCGCCCGCUGGCAGGAGGUGUGGAAUGAGCUGUCUCCCGGCACCGAGGGCGGCCUGCGGCUCUACCUGAGCGACAUCGUGCCGCUGUGCCGCGCCGCGCUGGCCGGCCAGUCGUGGCCGAUGAAGGCGCAGGCGGCCGGCGCGCUGGGCGCUGCCGCCGCCCGGCUGUCGGCCGGCCUGCCCGCCGACCAGCUGCACGCCGUGCUGGACGCCCUGCUGACCGCGCUGCCCGGACGCACCUGGGACGGCAAGCACGCGCUGCUGGCCGCCCUGGCCGACGUGUGUCAGAACUGCGCGGCCGCCGUGCCCGACCGGGACCGGCUGGCCGACGCCGUGCUGGCCGAGGCGGCCCGCGACAAGCCCGAGUACAAGGUGCACGCGGUGGUGGCGGCCGGCCGCGUGCUGCGGGACCUGCAGCUGGACAGGUUCGGCCGGCUGCUGCAGAUCGUGGAGCCCUACCUACAGGCCGAGUCCAAGUCUGGUGAUGGCAGCGGCGACGAGGACGAGAUGGGCGCUGCCACCCGGCUCCAGCUGCAGGAGGCCGCCUACACGGCGCUGGGACGCGCCUGGCCCGCCGACGCCGCCACUCAGGCCGAGUUCUGGCCGCGCUACAUGGCGUUACUGGCGGCGGCCAUGCCCCGCUCGACACGCGCGCACCAGCUGUCCAUCGUGACGUCACUGCGCGCGGUGGUCGACCGCCUUUGGCUGCUGAGGACGCCGAGCGCUGAGCACGACCAGAGUGCGCUGACUGAGGCGGCCAACCAGCUGGGCGCCGUCCUGGCGCUGGCGCUGGAGACGCCCAAGUAUCCGAGUCUGCGGCGCGAGGCGGUGGCUGUGACGCUGGCGGUGCUGCGCGCGGUCGGCGAGCUGCGCGACACGCGCCGGUUCCCCGUGCUGGCGGCGGCCGGCGCGCUCAGCGUCCGACUCACGCCGGCGCUGCAGGCCGCCGCAGACGACGCCAGCCACGACAUCCGCGACGACGCGGCCGACGCGGCGCGCCUGCUGACCAAACUGGCGCAGUGAGCCGCCGCUGCCGCCGUGUCGGCCCCGUCCGCCACACUCACUACCGUCCGAGUCUGUUCGGGUGUGCGCUGUGGAUGACUGCCGAGAUGACGAGCUAGCUAAGAUGACGGGAAAGCUGAGGUGCUCAUUGAUUGGUAUUUUGAUGGUGAAUUGAAUUAAUAUACUUACUGUGACCGA
Amphibalanus amphitrite is the source of this 5636-nucleotide messenger RNA. Its product is annotated as proteasome adapter and scaffold protein ECM29-like. Gene Ontology annotation, molecular function: molecular adaptor activity. Gene Ontology annotation, biological process: proteasome assembly. The transcript is spliced from 31 exons. Gene Ontology annotation, cellular component: nucleus; cytoplasm. NCBI's taxonomy places the organism in Eukaryota, Metazoa, Arthropoda, Thecostraca, Balanomorpha, Balanidae. The record is from RefSeq and is a predicted model, not a curated record. Bases 15 to 5459 code for a protein of 1814 amino acids.